AGACAUGAAUCAUCGAUAAAGCUUCUCCGUUGGAAUGUCGCGAUGCAAAAGCAAGGGAGAAAAUGUAUAAUAGCUAGGCGAAAAAAGAAGAGAUAUGUAGGUAAAUCGGUUGGAGUAAGGAAAGUAGCAGCAGUUAAAGUCUGAGACCGAGGGACUCUAGAUAGGCGGAUGGCGUGCUUGCUGGCCCGCGCCGGAAGUCGCGUGUCGACGUCGACCAUGCCACCACCGUACCACCUUCUGCUCCCCACCAUCGUGGUAGAUUUCUCGGCUCCACCGAACCACCACUACCGCCACUGCUACCACCACCGAGUUCACCACCGCAUUUUCUUAACGUUCAACGAGACGAAGGCUAGUCGGUUAGGCAAGGUUGAAUCGAGUUGUUGGUUGCUAGUGUUACCCCGUGGAUUCGCACACUGCCGUGACAGUGAUUGGUCGAUCCUGCUCGAGCAGCGAGAGAGUCGAGGGAAGGCAACCCUUCGCAAGCUACGUAACGUCUUCAGAAUCGUUAGGGUGUACGAUUAGCACGCAUCGAGUCGCUCGACCUUCGAUUCCAUCGUCAGUUUAUUUUCUCAUUUUCAUUCCCGAGAAAUAUCGCGAGAAAAAAUAGCGUAAUCAUUUCAUAUUAAUCAGAAGACGUAAAUUUUCAAGUGGCAAACGAAGUCGUUGUUCGACUGUAAAACAUGUCGGGGCUGUACGAUGAAAGAGCGUACGGAGUACCAUGAGCAGUAACAGUAAGAAGACAUCGGGCGGGAAGGACGAAAAGAAGAAUCCCUCCAGCAAGGAGGAAAGCCCCGUAAACAAAGAUGAUGCCGGAGGAUCGGCGUCGGUGGGAAGCACCGGCGGAGGAACGAGCGCAGAUGGAACGCAACCUGGAAGUAAGCCUGGAUCUGCUGGGGCGACCAGCAGGGAAGCAGCACAAAAGCUCCUCGGGCUUGCCGCGCGCGGAGAAUGGGCACCGGUGGACCAGCUGCUCAAAUCUCUGGAGAAGGCGAUGCAAAAUGUUGGAGAGGAUGGUCCCGUCGCUCCUCUUGCCAGUAUCAUGGACCCGGCGACGGGCAUGACACCAUUGAUGUACGCAGUGAAGGACAAUCGCACAGGAUUGCUCGAGCGAAUGAUCGAGCUGGGAGCGGAUGUGGGCGCCAGGAAUAACGACAAUUACAAUGCUCUCCACAUCGCGGCUAUGUACUCCAGGGAGGAUGUCGUUAAAUUGCUUCUGUCAAAACGGGGUGUCGACCCUUAUGCCACAGGCGGAUCCAGGCAACAAACUGCUGUACAUUUGGUCGCAUCCAGACAAACAGGUACAGCGACUUCUAUUUUACGAGCGUUGCUGGCUGCCGCCGGUCGGGACAUUAGGUUGAAAGUCGAUGGGAAAGGGAAGGUACCUUUGCUGCUGGCUGUGGAAGCUGGGAAUCAAUCGAUGUGCAGGGAGUUGUUGUCUCAACAGGCACCGGAUCAACUCCGUGCCACUACCACCAUAGGUGACUCGGCUCUUCAUCUGGCGGCCCGAAGAAGGGACAUCGACAUGGUGCGAAUAUUGGUGGACUACGGGGCGGCUGUGGAUAUGCAGAACGGCGAUGGACAAACUGCGCUGCACAUAGCGAGCGCGGAGGGCGACGAAACCCUCGUCAAGUAUUUUUACGGUGUCAGAGCAUCGGCCUCCAUCACCGAUCAUCAGGAUCGUACCCCGAUGCAUCUGGCAGCAGAGAACGGACACGCUUCCAUUAUUGAGUUGCUGGCCGACAAAUUUAAAGCUAGUAUAUUCGAGAGGACGAAGGACGGGUCGACGCUGAUGCAUAUAGCGUCGUUGAAUGGCCACUCGGAAUGCGCGACGAUGCUGUUCAAGAAGGGCGUCUACUUGCACAUGCCGAAUAAACGUGGUGCCCGGUCGAUUCACACGGCGGCCAAGUACGGCCAUGUCGGCAUCAUAAGCACUCUUUUGCAACGAGGUGAAAAGGUGGACGCGACCACGAACGACAAUUAUACGGCACUGCAUAUAGCCGUGGAGAAUGCAAAACCUGCGGUAGUAGAGACUCUGUUGGGAUACGGGGCUGAAGUUCACGUACGAGGUGGAAAGCUUCGGGAAACACCUCUCCAUAUAGCAGCCAGAGUUCCCGACGGUGACAGAUGUGCGCUGAUGUUACUGAAAUCUGGCGCAGGACCGAAUUUAACCACCGACGAUGGUCAAACACCUGUGCACGUAGCGGCGAGCCAUGGCAACUUGGCGACGUUAAAGCUUCUUCUGGAGGAUGGCGGGGAUCCCAUGUACAAAUCCAAGAACGGAGAAACGCCGCUGCACUUGGCCUGUAGGGGAUGCAAGGCCGACGUGGUGCGACACUUGAUCGAGUUCGUGAAGGGAAGGAAAGGUGCAGAAACAGCGACCGCCUACGUCAACAGUUUGACAAACGAAGGGGCGAGUGCGCUGCAUUACGCCGCGCAGAUCGAACCGGCGGAAGUUGGAACACCCGGCGACGACCGUGCUGUCAUUCGAGCACUUCUGGAGGGUGGAGCAGAUGUUUCGCUCCAGACGAAACAGGCUCAAGAAUCCGCGUUCCAUCAUUGCGCGCUAGCUGGGAACAACGAAGUUCUGUCGGAAAUGAUAUACGGUAUGUCAGCUACGGAAGUACAGAAAGCCCUAAAUCGUCAGAGCGCCGUCGGAUGGACACCGUUGCUGAUCGCUGCCCAUCGUGGCCACAUGGAGCUGGUGACCACGCUGCUGGCGAAUCACGCGAGAGUAGACGUGUUCGAUCUGGAAGGUAGAUCCGCUCUCCAUCUGGCUGCCGAGCACGGCUAUUUACAAGUCUGCGACGCGUUAUUGGCAAACAAAGCGUUUAUUAACUCGAAAUCCAGAGUCGGUAGAACGGCAUUGCAUUUGGCAGCGAUGAACGGCUACUCGCAUCUCGUCAAGUUUCUCGUGCAGGACCACGGGGCUGCGAUAGACGUUCUUACGCUGAGAAAGCAGACACCUCUUCAUUUGGCAGCUGGCGCUGGCCAAUUGGAAGUGUGCAAGCUUCUACUCGAACUCGGGGCAAGUAUAGACGCGACGGAUGAUCAAGGCCAGAAGCCGAUUCAUGCUGCGGCCAUGAACAAUUACGCAGCGGUUGCCCAGCUGUUCCUUCAAAGGCAUCCGAGCCUAGUGAUGGCAUGCACCAAAGAUGGAAACACUUGCGCUCACAUAGCGGCGAUGCAAGGCAGCGUACGCGUGAUCGAGGAGCUGAUGAAAUUCGAUCGGCAAGGUGUCAUCUCUGCGAGAAACAAGUUAACCGAAGCGACGCCGCUCCAGCUGGCGGCUGAAGGAGGGCACGCCGAAGUUGUUAAAGCGUUAGUCAGAGCGGGCGCCUCGUGCGCCGAUGAGAAUCGGGCGGGAUUUACCGCGGUCCAUUUGGCCGCACAACACGGGCAUGGCCAGGUAUUGGAAGUGAUGCGAUCUUCUCAGUCUCUUCGUAUAUCCAGCAAGAAACUUGGGGUUACCGCGCUUCACGUUGCCGCCUACUUUGGUCAAGCCGAUACUGUGCGGGAAUUGUUAACUCACGUGCCUGGGACAGUGAAGUCCGAUCCCCCAACUGGUGGCUCUCUAGUGGGAGAACUGGGAAGUGAAUCUGGAAUGACACCGUUACAUCUGGCUGCUUACUCCGGAAAUGAAAACGUCGUACGACUACUGUUGAACUCGGCCGGUGUACAGGUGGAAGCAGCGACCACAGAAAACGGUUUCAAUCCCCUUCAUUUGGCCUGUUUCGGAGGUCACAUCACGGUAGUGGGUCUUUUGUUGAGCAGAUCGGCGGAAUUGUUACACAGCUCGGAUCGAUACGGUAAAACCGGCCUCCACAUCGCCGCGACUCACGGCCACUACCAGAUGGUCGAGGUUCUGCUCGGCCAGGGAGCAGAAAUAAACGCGACCGAUAAAAACGGCUGGACGCCGUUGCACUGCGCCGCUCGCGCUGGCUAUCUCGACGUUGUUAAAUUGCUGGUCGAAAGCGGUGCCUCGCCGAAGAGCGAAACCAAUCUCGGAAGCGCGCCGAUUUGGUUCGCCGCCUCGGAGGGCCAUAACGACGUGCUCAAGUAUCUCAUGGAGAAAGAGCACGAUACAUACGCCUUGAUGGAGGACAAGAGGUUCGUUUAUAACAUGAUGGUCUGCAGUAAGAGCAACAACAAUAAACCGAUCGAGGAAUUCGUGCUGGUAUCGCCGGCACCGGUAGACACGGCAGCGAAGCUUUCCAAUAUCUACAUGAAACUGUCGGAGAAGGAGAAGGAGAGAGCUAAAGACUUGAUAGCCGCCGGCAAACAAUGCGAAGCGAUGGCCACGGAACUGUUAGCUCUGGCCGCAGGCGCCGACUCGGCUGGAAGGAUUCUUACCUCGAUGGACCGCCGGAACAUGGAAUUCUUGGACGUUCUGAUCGAGAACGAGCAGAAGGAAGUGAUCGCGCAUACGGUGGUGCAGCGGUAUCUUCAAGAACUGUGGCAGGGCAGCUUGAACUGGAACGCCUUUAGAACGAUCCUUCUGUUUAUCGCAUUUCUCAUCUGUCCGCCAGUCUGGGUGGUGUUCGCUCUUCCACUCGGUCACAAGUACAACAACGUUCCCAUUAUAAAAUUCAUGUCGUACCUUACGUCUCACAUAUAUCUGAUGGUCUUCCUUUUACUGGUCGGUAUAAUUCCUAUAUAUCCGGUAGUAAGAGCCAGCCUGUUACCGUACUGGUACGAAUGGUGCCUUCUUGUAAUGCUGUCCGGACUGUUGCUCUUCGAGCUGACUAAUCCCAGUGACAAGAGCGGAUUAGGCUGGAUCAAGUUGGCAGUGCUACUAUUCGGCAUCUGUGGAGUCGCAUUCCAUCUGAUGGGCUUCGUGCUGGUUCAACGAAACUACUGGCCAACUCUGCUCUACCUUAGGAACCAGCUAUUCGCCCUGAGCUUCUUGCUUGCCUGUGUGCAGAUCCUCGACUUCCUCUCGUUUCAUCAUCUGUUUGGACCGUGGGCGAUCAUCAUCGGUAACCUGAUGAAGGAUCUCGCGAGAUUUCUCGCGGUAUUGGCCAUCUUUGUGUUUGGUUUCUCGAUGCACUUUGUCGCGCUGAACCAAGCCUUCAAGAACCAAUCGAUUGCGGAAGCACGCAGCGAGGACAGAAAGAAGAAGGGCGCCUUCCACGACGAUUUGUUGGCCAAUGUUACGGAAUGGAUGAUGGAGACGCCAUCGACGGCGCCUCCUCGUCGCUACGGCCGCUACAAGAAAAAGAAUGAGUGUUGUGACGAUAGCUCCCGAGAUAUAAAGAUGAAUCCUGUACUUGCCUUCGAGUAUCUGUUCUUCGCUGUCUUUGGCCAAACGACCCACAGCGAACUGAAGGUCGAGAAUAAUCAGCCGCAGUGGACCUCGGUCCUGUUCAAGUUGGCCUUUGGCGUAUACAUGUUGGUCUCAGUAGUCGUAUUAAUUAAUCUACUGAUCGCCAUGAUGAGCGACACCUACCAGCGGAUACAGGCGCAAUCGGACAUUGAGUGGAAAUACGGACUCAGUAAACUAAUCCGAAAUAUGCACAGAACGACCACCGCCCCAUCGCCUCUUAACUUGCUCACUACUUGGAUCGUGUACUUCAUCAAGGUGUGCAAGCAACACGCUGCGAAACGAAAACGUCCCUCGUUAGUCCAUAUGAUGGGACUUCAGCGAGGUGACCGUCUUUCACCUAGAUCGAAAAUGGGCGCGAAAUGGCUGGCCAAAGUGAAGAAAGGUCAAGUCAGACCAAAAGAUAGCGUAACCUUAUCUGUGGUACAUUUGAGUCCCCUUGGAAGUCAAUUGUCCUUCAAUAGUGCUACAAGAAUAGAGAGCGUAGUCGAUUGGGACUCGAUUCGUAAGAAAUAUUUGGCUCUGUCCGGGAACGAGCCCGAGAAAGAAGCGGACAAGGAUGCCAAAAACGAGGAUGACGAAAACGAGGAUGAUAAUGCACCGACUGCUUCCAACUCCUCAACGGUACCAACAACUACAACACCGCCCAUCUAGAAGAAGCUGAUUCUUCGCCUCGGGAAAAACACAAGUUCGAUUCGACGAUUGCAAAUUUGAUAAGUUUACCGAACGCAAUCCUGUGGCUAUACGAAUUCUCGUCGCGCUACUACCGCAUAGAAAAUAGCUACGGCAUCAAAAUAUAUUCUAGGUAACGAUUCGUAGCGUCUUUUGAAGAUCGACCGGCUAUUCGCGAAAUAUAAUCAACGUGCUAUCAUUUCGAAGUUUACGUAA
Frieseomelitta varia is the source of this 6208-nucleotide messenger RNA. RefSeq names its product serine/threonine-protein phosphatase 6 regulatory ankyrin repeat subunit A (gene nompC). Gene Ontology annotation, cellular component: glycosylphosphatidylinositol-N-acetylglucosaminyltransferase (GPI-GnT) complex; membrane. The transcript is spliced from 14 exons. Lineage: Eukaryota; Metazoa; Arthropoda; Insecta; Hymenoptera; Apidae. Gene Ontology annotation, molecular function: protein binding; calcium channel activity. Gene Ontology annotation, biological process: calcium ion transmembrane transport; GPI anchor biosynthetic process. The record is from RefSeq and is a predicted model, not a curated record. Bases 719 to 5974 code for a protein of 1751 amino acids.